Jaminaea rosea is the source of this 2989-nucleotide messenger RNA. RefSeq lists its product as hypothetical. The transcript has 2 exons. Bases 121 to 2922 code for a protein of 933 amino acids. NCBI's taxonomy places the organism in Eukaryota, Fungi, Basidiomycota, Exobasidiomycetes, Microstromatales. The record is from RefSeq and is a predicted model, not a curated record.
GGCCUGCAUGAAUACACCCACUCACCGCCUUCUCCUUUCCAUUCUACCACACCUCAUCAUAGCAUAUACCCACACCAAAACCCAACACCGCGACCUAGGAGGAGAAAGAAGUCAGCGGUCAUGCCCGGUCGCAAUAGAGCGUCGGCUGCUGAGGCCAUCCUCCAGAAACAGCGAGACUUGGUCCGGCAGUACGUCGAGCAUCGAGCUGAUGUGGAUGAGGUUCAGCAGAGAGCCAUUGAUGAGCUUUUGCCCGAAUUGGUCGAGGAGCAUAGCGGAGGAGAGGGAGGGGGAGAUGAGGACGAUAUCGAGGAUCGUGUGCGCACCUUCUUGGAGGAUCGAGCAACCAUCUUCCGCUUCCUUCGACGCUCCCGUUUCUCUCACCAAACCUGCCUCUCCCUCCUCUCUGCCACCCUGACCUGGCGGCUUCGCACUGACCUGGAUCAACUCUCUCUCUCCUCUUUGCACCCGCUCUACACCUCUCCACCUGGUGGGCGACCCCCUUUGUUCUGGAUGGGCGACCAUCGAUUCACGGACGCGUACGGUCGACCUGCUGGGGUAAUAUCGCUACAGAGUUUGGAGAGGACGGAGGAGAGAACGCUGGAUGAGUGCAAGGAGUACAUUGUUGCCUGCAUGGAGAUUGUUAGGCGACGGAUAGCCCAACAGCGCGAGGAGUGGGCAGAGAGGCAUCACGGCGACGACGGCGGCGGCGGCGGCGAUGAAGACAACGAUAAUGGCGACGACAAGGGGGACCCUCCCUCCCUCCUCGCGAAGUCUCACGGCCCCCUCCAAACGAUUAUAUCCAUCGACCUUCGUCACUCCUCCAUGGCCAACCUAGAAAUGGAGCUCCUCCCUUUCCUCCUCGACCUACUCAAAAACCACUACCCAUCGAUGGUAGGAGCAGUCCUUGUCCUCAACUACGGCUGGGUGCACGCGGGCAUGUGGGGUCUAGCCAAACGCAUCCUCCCAGCUCAGGCGUUGGCCAAGAUCUUCUUUCCGAGUACAGAGGAGCUAUGUGGUAGCGAGGAGAGGGAGGGCGGGAAGGGGGAGGCGGGCCACUUCAAGAGGGAAAAGGUACCCCGUUCCUUCGGUGGAGGGUGGGAGGUACAGAUCAACGAGGGGACCAACGAAGUGAUGCGACGAUUGGGCAGGCCUGCCAAACUGAGGGGCGGGAGCGCCCCGACCAGCCCGAGAGGUUCGGCACCUGGCUCCCCAGUCGCGGCUCGUAAAGGAGGAGGGGCAACCCUCUCUCGCACUGCUUCGUGGGAGAGCAUGGCAGAUGCGUACUUCACGCCGAGGAGUAUCAGCUACGAGGCUUUCACGCCUAGCAGGCGAUCAGGGGCUAACACGCCCAAUCACAAGGCAGGAGGAGGAGGAAACGCAGCAGGAGGGGAGACGAGCGCCUACGGGUUACAGAUGACGGCCAAUGCUGCUCGCAAGUUGAGGGAGUUGGGCAUGACACGAGGCGUAGCCAGUCAUGAUGGAUCACACCGUCAUGCCGCGUGGGGGAGAGGGGGAGGGCAAUCACGCUCACGGGUGGACAGUGGUGCGAGCAAUGCGAGCGCUGCAAGUGGUGCGAGCGAAGCAUCAACCGUCCGCGCUCGGGAUCGGGAUCGGGAUCAUCCUGACUCUCACACGGCGGCGUCAACCUCGACCUCAACCUCAAAUUCCACUGCACCCUCGACAUUUCGUCGCACCCGCAGCUUUCGGGACUUCCACCUUGAUCUCGACGAGGACCUCUCUGCCCAUCAGACGCAGAUGCAAGCGCAGGCGCAGGCGCGGCUACCUUACGCCGACUCGGAGGACUUGGAGGAGGACACGGAUAGUGGUAGUGGGAGUGAUAGUGCCAAGAGUGGCAAGGCGGGAGAGACGAGACAGGGUGCUCCGACUGCUGGUGUUGGUGGUGGUGGGAGGUUGGGAUUCUUGAGGAGAUGGAGCAGGAGGGGUAGAGGAAGAGCAACGAGCGCGGAUGGGUCUGCUGUGGAGGAGCAGCGAGAGAAGCACGGCCACAGCGACCAGAUGGGAUUACACGACGAUGAAGGGGACGGGGACGAGCAGGAUGAUGUUCAUGGCCCAUCAUCCUCGCCAUCCUCGCCACAAGCACACAGCUCCAUCUCCCUGCACCGAUCGCGCAAGUACUCUCGCAUCCCAGGCGCAGUCUCUCCGUACAAUUCCUCCAACCCUUUCUGGGGAUAUCCGGCUUACAUCGUUCCCAGCGCUGCGCCUAGUAGUGCAAAUCUUGCGGGCCUCGCCUCCACCACCUCUCUCUCCACUGCGGGUGGUGCUGCGCCUCGCAAGCCGACGACGAGAGGGAAAGGCGGCCGCGCGUACGCCGUAGAUGGGACGGCCGGACGACAGCGACAGAUGACUGUUCGACGACGAUGGCGCGAUCUGUUUAGGACGUUGAGCUACCUCUUUGUGCUGAGGGUCCUCGCGUGGAAUCGACAGCUUAGGUGGGAGGUGGCGCGCUUCUUGCGGGUCGUGGUCAGCCCGAUUCGCGUCGUCGGCGGGUUGGUGCUACCCGCUGGGAGGGGAGGUGCUGCUGAUCGAGAGGGGGCGCGGGGUAGGGAUGGUGAGCGUGAUGGGGAUGCGGGCCAGGAGAAGGAGGACGACGGGGAGCGCAAGUGGCGUGAAGCGACGGAACGUCAUCGUCGCCUACGAGCUGCGGCUGGCGGGCGGAUGUCGGGAGCAACAGCAACAGCAAGAGCAACAGGAGGGCAAGGGGCGACACAAUUCCCACAGGGCUACGGUCACAUCUCCUCCUCCUCCCCGCUCCUCAUAUUGGCCAUCUUCCUCAGCGCUCUAUACCUUGCCAGUAGGAGGCGGGGGCAUGGCCAAGGGCAAGGGAGCAAAAGAGGUACCCUGGGACUGCGCAAUACCGUGAGAGGAUUCAUCGCGGGCCGCAGCGCGAGUGCGAGUGCAUAGAAAUAGAUUCGUCGCAUACCCAGCUCAGGUCCAUUUCAUGUCCGGACCCUUAUCGUGUCGUGUCGUG